AUGUUGGCCUUUCUGGAUCCCUUCAAGGUGUCUGGGCAGGAGGAUACCGGGUCUGAUGCGGCCUUGGAGCUGCUUCAACACUCUGUGAAGGUUUCUGCAUCGAGCAGAGAAGGCGCAAGAGACGGAGAUUCGGUGGAUCCCCCGGCACCUUGCAAUCCCACCGGGCCCAUCCAGGUCUUCUCCGAUGUGGAUGACACCUUCACCAGCAGCGGGGGGUCUUGGCCAGCAGGCUGUGAUGGCGUCUAUGAGAAAAGCGUGAUCUAUGCAGGUUACGCCCAGUUUGUUCUCGAAGUUUCCAGAGGCGCCAACGAGUCGCUUCGAGUGCUGCGGCCUGCCUUGUUCUCCGCACGCCCGGAGAGCUUCGACUUUUUGAAGGUGGAUGACGGGUCCCCGAUGGCCGCAGCACUGGCCGCGCCGUCGCAGGGAAAGGAGGGGACCGACCCAGUGAGCUGGGAUUACUUGAACGCCGAGAUCCCGUUAGACGUGCCGGAGCUGCUCGUGUCUUACGACUACCAGCAGGGAGGCAUUGAAAAGCUGCUGAAUCACGGCGCUGGCCAGCCGUUCGGGCUCAACGUCGACGGGAGCAAGUAUGGGCAUCUUAGUGACUUCACCAACACCCACUCAAUGGGCGAAACAAAGUUCGAAAACUUCCAGGAGUUUUACCUGGAGGAAGCCUCUGCCCAGUCAGAUGAGGCUUGCGUGGUCUUCAUCGGAGACGAUGGCCAGGGGGACUGCAACCCAGCAGCGCAGGAGAUGCGCCGCUAUGCGAAGCACGGCCGCCAUGAGCUUGGCUUGAAGGCCGCCUUCAUCCAUCGGCUGACUUGCGACUCAAAGCCCUUGAACUGCGCGUCUGCCACGGCAUCUCCAGGUUCGGCGCCCGUCAUCAUGUUCGACGACUACCUCGAUGCUGCAAGGAAAGCCGAGCAGCACGGCCUCAUCUCCACUGCUGGUGCACAGCGUGUGCGCGCAGCGGUUGCUCUCUUCUUCGCGGUGUACUGCAAUCAGGACGGCACCAGCCGAUUGACGGAGACGCUUGGUGAUCUCGGCUGCCGGAAACUGCAUGACUCCCUCUCCCAGGACACAGGACCGGCACCCUCGCAAGAGGCCCUGAAUGCGCUGCGGCCGAUGCAGAGGCUUCAAACCUGGUGCAAGUCCUGCUGCAAUGGGUCGAUCUCAAACCACCGGACGACGUACAACUUCCAAAAGAAGAAGAUGCGCUGCCAUCACAUGUAUCAAGAGGACUCCUGGUGGCAUCUCUGGAGCAAAGGAGCUUCUGAUUCGGACUGUCGCAGCCACUGUUCGUCGAUCUGA
This is a messenger RNA of Symbiodinium sp. CCMP2592, 1311 nucleotides long. Lineage: Eukaryota; Dinophyceae; Suessiales; Symbiodiniaceae. The record is from the annotation of a GenBank genome assembly.